AUGAGUUCUAUUUCAUCUUUACCUAUGAUGACGAACAAUAAAUUUUAUCAUUAUCAACGAAUUCGAUCUUUAGAAAAAAUCGAUCAAAUCGAUCAUGUUAAUCAUAAUCAAGUCAAUCUCAAUGAAUCUUCAACAGAUGAGCAUAACGUUUGUGCAGCACAGCCGUUUAAUAUUGAUAUUCCAAAAAUACUGUCCAAUAGUGACUCUAAUCCGCAACAAAAUAGUUCAGCAACCAUAACAACUAUUGAUAUAACUCGAUUUAUAUCGUCUUGGGAACGAACAAGCAGAAAAGAUGAGCAUCAUCAUUAUGAUAAUAAUUCGCCAGAAUUAAAUUCAUUUCAAAUUACAUUUACUAUUCCUUAUGAAAUACAAAAGGAAUCUAUUUAUAAUAAAACAGUAUAUAUUAUAGAUGCAACACAUAAUCAAUUAUUAGCAUCGAUAACUGAUAUUUGCAUCAAUGAGUCAUCAUUUAUUAUUAAUUAUUCAACUACAAAGCCAUUACCACAUAAUAUUUGUUUAUAUCUUGUAUUAAAUGUGACAUCAUUAAUGACUCUUCGUGACAUCGUUUUUUGUCGUACUAUUGAUGAUUCCUACAUGAGUCCAUCGCCAUCGAAUAUCAGCGAAACCGGUCAUGUCGUUGGACCAAGUCAAUUUUUUAUUCUUUCACAAUGUAUAAUUAUUUUUAUCAUGAUGUUUAUUAUAUAUGCAGUACAAACAGCAAGACAAAAAAGUCUUGUCAAUCGUGUUGGUCAACGAUUUAUUCGUAGUCGACCCUAUAUUGCUGUAUUUGGUAGUAGACCAUCUGUACAUGUACAGAAUAAUACUGGAAGUGUUUCAGCGGACCCAGCAACAACACUCGAAAGUGGCUUAAAUCAUCUUAUUUUUCAAUGUCAUUUGUCGUCUUUGGUUAAUCAUCAACUACCUGCACCUAUCGAAGAACAAAUACUAUCUGCAACUGAUUUAACGUCAACAAGUUAUGAUCGACGUGCAACACGAACUUUAUUAAGUCGUGAUUUAAUUAAUGUCAAAGAGUUUACCAAAAGAAUGAGUGCAGCCAAUGAAAGUUUCAACGAUACAGAAUUAUAA
Rotaria socialis is the source of this 1086-nucleotide messenger RNA. The record is from the annotation of a GenBank genome assembly. Lineage: Eukaryota; Metazoa; Rotifera; Eurotatoria; Philodinida; Philodinidae.